Kockovaella imperatae is the source of this 1863-nucleotide messenger RNA. Its product is annotated as major facilitator superfamily domain-containing protein. NCBI's taxonomy places the organism in Eukaryota, Fungi, Basidiomycota, Tremellomycetes, Tremellales, Cuniculitremaceae. Bases 1 to 1863 code for a protein of 620 amino acids. Gene Ontology annotation, biological process: transmembrane transport. Gene Ontology annotation, molecular function: transmembrane transporter activity. The transcript is spliced from 10 exons. The record is from RefSeq and is a predicted model, not a curated record.
AUGAAUACAAAUAGCAGCCAAGACGUUAGACAGACAAUACCAGCAGCAGUAUCUCAAGAUGAAGUCGCAAAGACCAACUUGCAGCGUACUCGGUCCGUGACCAUCAAGAACCAUCGCUCGAUUCCGCUUGACACAUCGCCAAGUGGAAGAAGUCUGGGCACUGUCUCCGCCACUAGUUCAGCUUCGCUUUGUUCUGAGCAGCGAAAUUCCGACGAUGAUGAAGGUGUGGGGGACCCUUCAGUUAGAAGAGAAGAAGACGAUGAGCAACAUGCCCGUCCAGUGACCGGAGUCGGUCGAACCCCCACAUCCCAGAGACCGUACUCUGCUUUUCCACAACGGACCAAAUGGUUGAUCGUCAUUCUCGGCGGAUUGGCGGGCAUCUUCUCGCCCAUCUCCUCGAACAUCUUCGUACCUGCCAUUCCGACAUUAGCGAGAGACUUCAAUCGCUCAGAGCAAGAUAUUACGCUUGGAGUCACCAUCUACCUCAUCUUUCAAGCUAUCACACCGUCAUUCUUUGGCAGUCUAAGUGACACUAUCGGCAGACGGCCGGUAUAUAUCGGCACUCUCACACUGUACAUCGGUGCAAACAUUGGUUUGGCGCUCAUGCCAACGAGCGCAUACUGGAUGUUGCUGUUCUUCCGCGCUCUGCAGUCGACUGGUGGAUCCGCAGUCAUCUCCAUCGGCGCGGGAAGCAUAGCUGAUAUCGCCGAGCCCCAUGAGCGGGGCAAAUUCUUCGCUGUGUUCCAGCUUGGAGCUCUCAUCGGUCCAGCUUUUGGUCCGCUAUUGGGUGGUGUGCUCGCCGACACGCUAGGCUGGCGGAGUAUAUUCUGGUUCUUAACCAUCUCCACUGGUGUCGUCAUGGUUCCCCUCAUCCUUUUCUUUCCUGAAACUCUCCGAUCCCUCGUUGGCGAUGGCUCGAUUCCUCCGCCAAUGUCAAAUAUGAGUCCAAUGAUGCUAUACAAGCACAGCAAAAUGAAGCGGGAUGUGAAAAAGCGUGGCGAGGAGUGGGAGCACACAGAUAGGCCACCUCGAAAACCAUACCAGCCUCUUUCUGCUUUCCUCAUUCUAUUGACUCCAGAGGUGUCUUUGAUCUUCGUCUACGCGUCACUGCUGUACAUGCAGUUCUACAUGAUUCUGACACUCUAUUCUACCGCAUUACGGGACUCGUAUCAUCUUAACGAUUUGAAGAUCGGUCUUGCUUACCUGCCCAACGGUUUUGGAACCCUUAUCGCUGCACAAUUGAAUGGUCGACAGCUCGACUGGAUGUACCGGCGCGAGGUGAAGCGUGCGGACGGUGACUAUCGCAAGGCUGGAGAGGAUUUUAGAUUAGAGUUGACCAGAAUCCGUUGUCUGACGCCUUUCGUUAUCGUCUUCCUUUCUGCAUCCACGGCGCAGGGCUGGACCCUUCAGGUGAAGGCACCGUUGGCCGCCACUCUAGUUCUUGGCUUCUUCACCGGUUUGGGUACCGGUACCAUGAGUACAGCCACUCUGUAUGCUCAGGAUCUGAUGCCGGGAAAAGGUGGCGCCGCAUCGGCAUCUUUCAACCUCGUACGCUGCUUGCUAGGCGCCGUAGGAACAGCGAUCGUCCAGAUCCUCUACAAAGCUCUUGGAGCCGGCUGGACAUUGGUCCUCCUUACCGGAAUAUGUCUUAUUGGCACUCCUAUACCUGUGCUUGUUAUUCGCUAUGCUAGACCAUGGCGCGAGAAGCGACGCGAGCUUGAAGAAGCCAAGCUCGGCAUAAAGGAUGGAGGAGAGCUCGGACAGCAGAGACGAAACGCAUUGGUCAUGACGUCUGGGAGAAUAGAGAGGCCAGUCUCUAGGAUACGAAAGGAGCCUACCGGUCUGGCUAGGGCAGAGAAGUGA